UCUCCUAUCGGCAAGGUUCUGGGUGGUUGAAAGAAGGAGAAAGAUUAAACACUAGACUACUGCUAAAAAUAAUUAAUCCUACAGUAAGAGAUUCUUACUAUCCUAAGAAGCCUUCUUCUUAAGCCCCCAGCCAACUACACCAACAAAUUAUAAAACAAGAAAAACUACGCAGACGAGGAAAACCGGUUGGAUUCACCAGAAGAUUUUUUUUAUUUUAUUUUUUGCAUUUUUGACUGAUAUAGGAAUGAAAUUAUAAGAAUGUUUGAAGAGCAUCAAUUUAACACAAGGAUAGCCCUGGCAAGGUGAAAGCAUGCAGUGCUGGUUAACGUGGAGGAAAAAUGACAUGCCUCCGAAGACACGCAUGUUAUUAAGCUACUGUUAUAUAAUGAAGCUUUGCUAACUUCUGACAGCUCUUGGACUAAGACGACGUAGAGCAAAGAAAAUCUGACUUCAGCUGUGCACACGUUAUCCUUUAGAGAUCACCUUCUUUCAAAUGAACUCAUCAAGAGUAUUUUCACAGAGCCACUAACGGAAUUUCGAAAAUUAGUAUCGUAGCCGGACAUCUAUUAUUAUUAUUAUUUUUUUAUAGGAACGUUUUUCGGAGUUGUUACACAGGGUUGACUGUUGCGGGAGAUGCUGGUCUGUAUUUGGAUACUAUGAUUUUGCGCAGAUUGUACCAGAUCUCGACAUCUCAAGAGUUGUCUAUCUAACGCGUUUGGCGAACUUGACUAUCCCAAUGGAAGACACAGACUUAGCCAAGGUCACUCCAUCUUUAUGGCUCUGUGAUAUCAACCGUGGAUCUGAUUUAAGGUUAUCAACACUCAGUACUAACUAGUAGUCUGGAUGGUCCAGGCUAAAGAGUCUCAAUGCCUUUAUUGUCCUUAAGAUGAAGGUAUGGAAGAGGACAGCCCCUGCUUUGAUGCUCCUCUGUGCUGUGUUGUCCCUCUUGAUCUGCAAAGAAGUCUUCUUCAGGAGUUGGAAAUUGAGUUCAGCCUCCUCUUCCUCACGAUCAGCCAUGGUUUCAUCACUGAAAGGGCAUCGAAGAUACCCACGAGGCACAGAACGCAAGCAGCCAAUGCUUUCACAAUACACUGCUCUCUUCGAAAGCUACACACAAGGCGAGAUUCGGGAGCUUGUUUCAACUCUGGUGGAGAGAUACAGUCAGGCAGUGCACUCUGGAGACGAUCCAAAAAAUGGAGCAAGAAUGAAGAGGGCCAGAGUUCACAAACAACCAUGCACAGUGAAGGAGCUAGAGGUGAGCGUCAGCGAGCUGGGUCUAGGAUACGUAUCCGACGAGACCGUCCUAUUCCGCUAUUGCAGUGGAACCUGCGAUGCUGCUGUGCGCAACUACGACUUCUCGUUGCAGAGCAUCCGAGGCAAAAAGAAGAUCAAAAAAGAGAAGGUACGGGCGAGGCCCUGCUGCAGGCCACUGUCAUACGAUGAUGAUAUCUCCUUCCUUGACUCUAAAAAUCAUUACCACACUAUCAAAGAGGUAUCUGCUAAGGACUGUGGUUGUGUCUGACUAUUUGGAGAGAAGACAUAAUCAACUAUGGCAUUAUCACACGCCUGGCUUCCUCUGGAGAGUCAGUACUUCAUUCAGGGCCCAGGAUGACCAAUGGCAACAGGAGUUUGAAAUAUCGUUUUCAUUUCUACCUCACUUAUUUUUCAGUGGAAACUCUUGGAGCAAAUAAACGUCUUGUGUGAUAGAAAAAAGAUGGCCUUCAGAUUGGGAUGUUUCAUACCACCUACAGAGAGAUACUUGAAGCAUUCCAUUACUGAGAUUCCGCAUUCUACCACUACGUAAAAGAACAUGAAGGAGCAGCAUCUGCAAGACAUAUAAUACUAAUAUAUGGAAUACAAAUAUAGUGAUGUGUUCUCUCAGGCUUCGCCUUUUUUUGAUGACCAAACUGCAAGAAAAAUCCAAGGUGCAGUUCAAUGUCGUGGAAGUAAAACAUUCCUCCCUUCUGGCAGACAGUCUCUUUCCAUUAAUAAAGGGUGUUUUUUGUAAUAUCUAAAAGAGACUUAGAGUGUCGGAGGUGAUGCAGAAGUCGAACCACCAAAAAUCUGUCUUCAUAUGUCUUAUGACAAGUGAACACUACAAGUUGUGUUGUCCAUUCCUAUGCAGAUAAGGUAUGGUAACCUUAUCACGGAACCUCUAAGACUAUCUGUGCCAACAUCCAAGUUCAUUCACUUACCAUAUGGAUUUGACUUGUUAUAUAUGCGUGAAUUAUUUUUACAGUCAAAAACCUAAAGAAUUAUAAAGAUCACAGGUUAUCAGCAUUAUUUAAUUGUAUACAUAUAUGUCUUGUCUGAAAAUGUCCAACAAUACCUGUAAGUGUGGGUCAAAUUUACUCCCAUAAUGGUAUUACAUUUGAGUAUUAUCGAGUUCUUUUAUUACUUUCUAGGGUCUCAUUGCAAAGUGUUGCACAAGAGUGACGUGAAGCUCAUAGUUACACGUGAUGCUACAAUCUUUGGUACGGCCCGGAUUAAAUGAUGGCAUGAGUUUCACAUUCCACAUCAAAUAAUUAUUACAGUAUUCUCUAUUCCAGAAUCAAUGUAUGUUUUAUGACCUAUAACUAAUGCAAAACCUUUGUGCGGAAAAAAACAAAGAAUUACUCGUAAGAUCACACCAGGGGAAAAAUGCGUUAUCUUCUCUCUUCGAUAAACAUGUAAAAUAGCAUUCAUUAUCUGGUGGUAGGGGAUCAUGCUAUAAGAUAAGAAAAGUAAGUAUUUCUCAUAGGGCUAUGGUUUUUAAGAAGGGGAGGUAGGAGGGAGACUUGCUGGUGAGAGUCAGUUCUUCCCUACUACAUUUAUCUUACAGUGGAUGGUUAAUUCCUUCACCACUUCGGUCAUCUUAUAUUUUUGGUCCAUCCUCUAUGCUUCAGUCCACUAUGGACUCAGGGCUGGCUUAGGGAUAUAACAUCAUGGAGCAGCGUUGGGAUAAGAUAUCAUUGCUGCAUGGGGUUUGAACCUUCCCCACCUCCAUUGUUAUGCCAGUGGUCUAGGCAGAUCAUCUGGAAGAAGAUGGUUUUAGAUAUGUCUGUCACUUCAUAAUUCACAUUCAGUUGUGAUCUAAUAGUAUAUUAAACCCUAGCACUGUCUGAGCCUUUCCUGACACUUUGAAGCUCAGCAACUAAAUGCAACACCUACAUCAUAGAGCAACCCAGCAGUGCCUAUGCCUGUCCCGAUUAACUCGAAACAGGUUACCUAAUAUUAUGUAGAUACCCAACACUGUCUGAGCCUGUCCUGAUAAUCUGCAAACAAGAAUUCAACCUGCAUUGAAUUAAAACAUAGGACUGUUUGAACCUGUCCCGAUGACCUGCAGGCAGGAGGCUACCUAUCAUUAAAUAUAAACAAGCACUGUCUGAGCCUGCCCCUGAUUAUAAUUUGUUAGUCCCCGCAGCACUACUAAAUGUAUUGCCUGCCCUCUAGUGGUACUAAUGAAGAAUAUCACUUGUUUUAUUUUUGAAUUUGGAAAGCAAAUACUUUGACAUCUCGCUACUUUUUUUAACCAGUAUAUUAUUACUAUAUAUUUAGACAGUACUGGGUUUAUAUCAAGUAUAGGAUACCCUCCUGACUGCUGAGUAUCUGGUUUAAUACCAAUGUUGGACUUGGAAACAUAAGUCCUUGGUUGAAUAGUGAAUUAGUUUAUUUAUUCUUCUGAUUGUGAUGCUUCCUUAAUACCAGGUUGUGAUCAUGAGGUUUUAUUUAAGAUACGUUUUAAGAAGUUUAUACCCUAACCUAGACAUUGGCAUGGGAAUUAAAUAUGUUAACCUAUAAUUGUCAAACUGGUUAAAUUCUCCAACUCACCUAUUUGGCUCACCAUACCACGUUAAGAUUAAACAUGUAAUAUUGUUGUGAUUAAUGUGAUCCUCUGCUGAAUAUUUAGCGCAACCUAUGGCUUGUGGUCCACACCAGGACUGACCCCUGCAAUACAUCAGCUCUACACCUUAUCUCUUGAAAUACAGGGCAUCAGACCCGCUAUCUACCCCUGUCACACCAGAGAUCCGAGCGGCACAGAAAUCUAUUCACAGCUCUGGAUGGUUCAGAUUGUAGCAAUGCAUGAUAUCACUACAGAGCAGGCCGCGAGGGAGCUGUGUGUAGAACUAACGCUAGCUGCUACUCGUUGCUCCCUCAUACCACCAGAUGGUUCGGCCUCAUUAAUAUACGCGCACAGCCAAUGCAUAGCACAUUUUAAUUUGUCUUCUGUGUCUGUAUGAGUGUGUAUAUUAUGUCUGUAUGAUUGUGUAUGACUGCCUGUAUGCCCAGCUGUAUGGCUAUUUGUAUGUGUUUAUAAGAAAGUAUGACUGGAUCGCUGUGUCUCUAUGUCUGUAUGACUGUUUGUAUGAGUGUUUCUGUGUGUCGGUAUGACUGUUUCUAUGAGUGUGCCUGUGUCUCUAUGUCUGUAUGAGUGUUUCUGUGUGUCGGUAUGACUGUUUAUAUGAGUGUGCCUGUGUCUCUAUGACUGUUUGUAUGAGUGUUUCUGUGUGUCGGUAU
Messenger RNA from Pelobates fuscus (common spadefoot toad), 4497 nucleotides. RefSeq names its product neurturin (gene NRTN). NCBI's taxonomy places the organism in Eukaryota, Metazoa, Chordata, Amphibia, Anura, Pelobatidae. Gene Ontology annotation, molecular function: glial cell-derived neurotrophic factor receptor binding; growth factor activity; receptor tyrosine kinase binding. The transcript has 3 exons. Bases 887 to 1522 code for a protein of 211 amino acids. The record is from RefSeq and is a predicted model, not a curated record.